AUGAAUUCAACAUUUAAUAAUAUUUCAUUUGACAACCAAAUGGAUUUGUAUAAUUCAUUAUCUCCUGCCAAAGUUUCUCAAGCAUCACCAGCAUUACCAACAUCAUCAUUGUCACCAUCUAAGACCCCACCAGAAAAUUUUGUUUGUGGAGGUUGUAAAAAUGUCAUUAAAGAUAAGUACAUGCUUGAAGGUAACAACCAAUAUUGGCAUGAAGAUUGUUUACAAUGUGUUUGUUGUCGUUGUCGUUUGGGAGAAGUUGGUAAUACUUUUUAUUUUAAAAAAGAAAUGACAUUAUGCCAACGGGACUACAUGAGAUUAUUUGGUGUAUCAGGAACAUGUACUUCUUGUAAAAAGCAUAUCAAUGCAUAUGAUUAUGUCAUGUGGUCAAAAAAUAAUGUUUAUCAUUUGGAAUGUUUCUGUUGUUCAGUUUGUAAUCAGAAAUUUUGUGUUGGUGAUAAAUAUUUUGAGAAAGACGGCAAAAUCAUAUGUUUAUCUGAUUAUCAAAAAAACUUUAUUGAAAAGGAUGAAAGUAAUGAUGAAGAUGAUGAUGAUAUUCAAGCUAAUUCUGUAUCAACAGUUCAGAAUGAGUAUAAUUAUGUAAAUAAUGAGGUUGUGUCUUACAUAUCACUGUAA
This is a messenger RNA of Strongyloides ratti, 633 nucleotides long. Its product is annotated as Rhombotin-1. The coding region runs from base 1 to 633 and encodes 210 amino acids. The transcript has 3 exons. The record is from RefSeq and is a predicted model, not a curated record. NCBI's taxonomy places the organism in Eukaryota, Metazoa, Nematoda, Chromadorea, Rhabditida, Strongyloididae. Gene Ontology annotation, biological process: positive regulation of transcription by RNA polymerase II. Gene Ontology annotation, cellular component: nucleus. Gene Ontology annotation, molecular function: transcription coactivator activity; DNA-binding transcription factor binding.